Molecule: messenger RNA, 2459 nt
Organism: Cervus elaphus (red deer)
Lineage: Eukaryota; Metazoa; Chordata; Mammalia; Artiodactyla; Cervidae
Product: nuclear RNA export factor 3-like
Exons: 18
Coding region: 226-1929 (567 amino acids)
Biological process (GO): poly(A)+ mRNA export from nucleus
Cellular component (GO): nucleus; cytoplasm
Molecular function (GO): RNA binding
Source: RefSeq, a predicted model, not a curated record
GUUUAGUCUCCUCUGACUCCCAGGGCUCUCCUCCUUUAUGCUCUUGGGGAAGGGACUUCCUGUAAGGACUCCAUCUUUCGUGACCCUGAGAGUUUGGGGCCUGCUGUCUCCUUGCUUGCCAGCGUUCCUUGAUAUUCUCCAAACCUCCAGCUCCAGACCCACACAGUCCCUUCUAGAGCAGCCUGUGAGGACAGUGGUGACAGAUCUCUGCUUUCAGGCCAUCCCAUGGAGCACACCAAUAAAGUGAACCCUUUACAAAGAAGAGCACCAAGCUGGGGUGUUUACCGAAGACGAUACACCUAUUGGUCUGAACAGGUCAUUUCCCAGCAGCAGCAAGACAGAGAUUCAGAAGAAAGUGAUGCUUGUAUGGACAACCAAGCAAGAGAUGCUCGCUGUGAACUUCCAUCCCAUCAUUGGAGAAGUAGUUUUCAGAAACAAGACCAAAUGCAUAUUUACAUGGAGACAAAACAAAAGCCUCCAGAAAAAAGAAUGGGGAGAAACAGACAGGAUGAGACCUUGGGGAGCUGGUUCAAGAUCACAAUUCCCUUUGGUAUAAAAUAUGAUGAGAAGUGGCUGCUGAAUUUGAUUCAGAAGCAAAGCAGUGUCCCCUUCAUUGCAUUCGAAUUUCACUAUGAGAAAAUGCAGGCCCAGUUCUUUGUAGAGAAUGCCAACAUUGCCUGUGCAUUGAAGAAUAUCAAUGGCAAGAUUUUCAAUGAGGUUAAUGAAAAGAUAUUUAUCUUGGUUGAACCCUGUGAGUCACCCCAGUCUGUGCAGAAGGUGCUGACGUCUGAAAAGGUGGAGCAGAUAAAGUUUUCGUCCUUGGACCUGAGCAACAAGAAACCCUACCUGCUGGAUGGCCUGUCCACAAUUAUGAGGAAUGCUUCCAAUGCCCAGAACUUGAACAUCUCCAACACUGAGGUGAAGGCUGAAGGGCAGAUGGACAAGGGUCAGCAGCUGGAACCAGAAGGGAUAUGUGCAGACAGAAAUGCCGUGUGCACCAACUUCCCUGAUAAGUCAACCAACAUAAGGUUACUAAGCUUGGAUGGCCAGGAGACACUCUCAGGUUCUAAGUGUGCUAUUGAAGUUCCCAAGUUCUUAUCAAUGUGCAAGGGAAGUUUCUUUGGAUUUGAUCAGGUGAACAGUCAAAUCCUGCAAUUCCUGCAGGAGUAUUACUUGAUUCAUGACUAUGGAGAUCGCCAGGGACUCCUGGAUUUUUAUCACGAGGAGGCCUGCUUCUUCCUGACGAUUCCAUUCCACCCCAAGGACUCAGGAUUAAGCAGCAUGCGCCUGUACUUCAAGGACAACAGGAAUACAGAGAAGCUCAAGGACCCAAACCUGCGUGUCCAAAUGCUGAAACACACAAAACAUGACAUUGUGCAUGCCCUCUGUGCAUUGCCCAAAACUCAGCAUGACUUCAGCUCCUUCAUGGUGGACAUGUGUUUCCAGACGGAAACCAUGCUCUGUUUCUCUGUCAGUGGGGUGUUCAAGGAAGUGGAAGGAAGUUCUCAGGGCUGUGUGCAUGCCUUCACCAGGACCUUCAUCACUACUCCCAUCAGCUCUUCCAGUCUUUGUAUAGUGAAUGACGAGCUGUUUGUGAGGGAAGCCAGUCCCAGUGAAGCUCAGCGUCUGCAUUCUCCAUCACAGUGCCUGCACUGUCGACCACUUUCAUGUUCCACCUCUCCCCUGAGUAGCAUGAAAUGGUGUGGGCUUUCUCCUCCCAGUGUGGAAUCACCUCUAAUAGUCUCAGAUGUGACUGCCGGGUUUGCGUGGAGUUGGGAGGGAACUGAGAGGAGUGGACGAAUAAUUAAUGGGAACUUGAAGAAAAUGAGAUCUCAUUCUGAGAGAGAAAAGGAAACCAGAGACAGAAAUGAAGAGAAAGAGAGGCAUGUGGUUGAAUGGGGAAGUGAAGUCCAAGGAUUGAUUACUUAAUCUUCAAUGUCUUGAAACUUGAGCAAGAUUAAAAGUUAAUGUGAAGGAGCCAUCCCAUCUCAUUUUUUACCCUUAAAUUUGCCCAUGUACACAUUUUCUUUCUUAACCUCUUAUUUCUACUGCGGAGUAAAGAGCUAUUUCAAAUGGAAUAGUGUAAAUUUUUUUUUUCAUUUAUUUUUAUUAGUUGGAGGCUAAAUACUCCACAACAUUGCAGUGGGUUCUGUCACACAUUGACAUGAAUCAGCCAUGGAACAGUGUAAAUUUUAAGCCCAAUAUAUAUUGAGUUAUUAGUGAAUGAAAGAAUGGACCAUUGUAUUUCAAUGAAAUGGUAGUACUUUUAGUUUUUUGUCUCACACGGAGGCAGCAGAUAUUGGAAAUUCUGGUGUGACAUGGCUGGAAGUUGCAUGAUCUGAUCCCCCCUCUGCAGUGUUGAAUGAGAGACAGGUCCAGAAUUUUCCUAUCAGUGUAAUAACAUAAGGAGCAGUCCAGAAGCAGCAGUUAGGCAACACCACAGCUUGCUGCCCUGUUGC